Molecule: messenger RNA, 258 nt
Organism: Eimeria necatrix
Lineage: Eukaryota; Apicomplexa; Conoidasida; Eucoccidiorida; Eimeriidae
Product: thioredoxin, putative
Exons: 3
Coding region: 1-258 (85 amino acids)
Source: RefSeq, a predicted model, not a curated record
AUGCCCGUCAAGCACAUUAAAGGCAUUGAGGAGUUCGACGAGGCGAUCAAAAACGGCCUCGCCAUCGUCGACUUCUUCGCCACCUGGUGUGGGCCCUGCAAAAUGAUUAGGCCAUUCCUCGAGGAGAAAAGCAACACCAUGACCCACAUCAACUUCUACGCGGUAGGCACUUUCCCCAGCAGCAGCAGCAGCUGCUGCAGCAGCAGCAGCAGCUGCUGCAGCAGCAGCAGCAGCUGCUGCUGCUGUUUGUUUGCGUAG